Equus caballus (horse) is the source of this 8115-nucleotide messenger RNA. RefSeq names its product BCL6 corepressor like 1 (gene BCORL1). Gene Ontology annotation, molecular function: transcription corepressor activity; protein binding. Gene Ontology annotation, cellular component: nucleus. Gene Ontology annotation, biological process: negative regulation of transcription by RNA polymerase II. Lineage: Eukaryota; Metazoa; Chordata; Mammalia; Perissodactyla; Equidae. The record is from RefSeq and is a predicted model, not a curated record.
UGUGCUGCCCGGCAGGGAAGAUCUGGGGUCUCCGGGUUUGCACACUAGAUUGGGCACCAGUGGCCUGAGAAAGUCAGGUCGGGGCAUAAGGUGGAGAGCGUUGGAAGAAAGAGAGAAACCCCUGGCCGUGGCGCACUAAUCUUUUCCCUUCCUCAACCUCCCCCUACGAGGGGCGUCGAGGGGAGGGGGCGUGGGGCUCUUGCAGCCCCUCGGAUUGAGCGCCUCCGCCUCUCCUGGGAGUCUAGCUUUUUGCCUGGCUUGCUGCAGCCACCGCUGCCUCCCUCUCCGGAAUCCGCUCGGUCCUCGCAGCGAUCCCCUCCUCCUCCCCUCCCCUCCCAGUGUCACCGGGGCUGCUUGGCUCUGCCCCCUUCGCCGCCGCUUGCUCCCUGCUUUCGUCCCUCCCUCUCGCUCGCUCCCUCCCUUCUCCUCCUCCUCCCCAUUCCUCCCCCCGGGUAGGCGGCAUUCUGGGAGUUGUAGUCCCAUGGAGCGGGGGCUGGCGCCGCCCGCGGACCCGGCCGGACUCCACUUCCCGUCGAGCCCUGCGACCGGCACCCACUCCACCAGGCUUCGCUCGCACACACAGACACACACACACACCGCUCUCCCCCUCACUCUUUCGCUCGCCGCGGCUGCUGCCAGUGUGUGGCUCUGUCUCUCCUCCGCUUUGCUGAGCCCUCCCUUCUUCCUCUCAGUUCCUAGAGUCCGACCGCCGCCGCCGCCGAGAGAGAGGAGAAGGAGGGGGAGUGGCCACAGCUGGUCUGUCUGGUGGUGAGUGGCUGUCAUGAUCUCUACAGCACCGCUCUACAGCGGCGUGCACAACUGGACCAGUUCUGACCGGAUUCGCAUGUGUGGCAUCAACGAAGAGAGAAGAGCACCUCUUUCUGAUGAGGAGUCCACGACAGGUGACUGCCAGCGCUUUGGAUCUCAGGAGUUUUGUGUCAGCAGCAGUUUUUCCAAGGUGGAGCUCACAGCAGUUGGAAGUGGCAGCAAUGCCCGGGGGGCAGACCCAGAUGGCAGUGCAACAGAAAAACUUGGGCACAAGUCAGAGGACAAGCCUGACGACCCCCAGCCAAAAAUGGACUAUGCUGGGAAUGUGGCAGAGGCUGAAGGCCUCUUGGUGCCACUGAGCAGCCCAGGAGACGGGCUCAAGCCUCCCGCUGCUGACAGCACUGAGGCCAGCAGCAGCAGAGCCGACUCCUCCUGGACUCCCCUCAGCACCCAAAUGAGCAAACAGGUAGACUGCUCACCAGCUGGGGUAAAGGCCUUGGACUCUCGGCAGGGUGUCGGGGAGAAGAAUACUUUCAUUUUGGCAACUCUCGGAACUGGAGUCCCUGUGGAGGGAACCCUGCCUCUGGUUACCACCAACUUCAGUCCGCUGCCAGCUCCCAUCUGCCCCCCUGCUCCCAGUUCGGCCUCUGUCCCCCCAUCUGUUCCGGAUCAAUUCCAGGUUCCCCUCUCCGUUCCCGCCCCGGUGCCCCAUUCUGGGCUAGUUCCUGUCCAGGUUGCCACUUCGGUUCCGGCUCCUUCCCCUCCCUUAGCACCAGUCCCGGCUCUGGCUCCGGCACCACCAUCAGUGCCCACACUCAUCUCUGAUUCGAACCCCCUUUCAGUUUCGGCCUCAGUCCUGGUGCCCGUACCAGCUUCUGCUCCCCCCUCCGGCCCCGUUCCCCUGUCGGCUCCAGCCCCUACCCCCAUCUCAGUCCCAGUUUCAGCUCCUCCCUUGGCUCUGAUCCAAGCUCCUGUGCCCCCUUCGGCUCCGACCCUGGUCCUUGCGCCUGUCCCCACUCCAGUUCUGGCUCCCAUGCCGGCAUCCACACCUCCAGCAGCUCCCGCCCCUCCGUCAGUGCCGAUGCCUACCCCAACCCCAUCUUCUGGCCCUCCUUCUACCCCCACCCUCAUCCCUGCCUUUGCUCCUACGCCAGUGCCUGCACCCACCCCAGCCCCAAUCUUUACUCCAGCCCCCACGCCCAUGCCGGCUGCCACACCAACUGCUAUUCCCACCUCUGCACCCAUCUCAGCCUCCUUUAGUUUGAGUCGAGUGUGUUUUCCUGCAGCUCAGGCACCAGCUAUGCAAAAAGUCCCCCUGUCCUUUCAGCCAGGGACAGUACUGACCCCGAGCCAGCCGCUGGUAUAUAUCCCGCCUCCAAGCUGUGGGCAGCCACUCAGUGUGGCCACACUGCCAACCACCCUGGGGGUCUCUUCCACUCUUACACUCCCUGUCCUGCCAUCCUACCUGCAGGACAGGUGUCUCCCUGGUGUUCUGGCCUCCCCAGAGCUACGGUCUUACCCAUAUGCAUUUUCUGUGGCCCGGCCUCUGACUUCAGAUUCCAAGCUGGUCUCUCUGGAGGUGAACAGGCUUCCCUGUGCUUCCCCAUCCAGCAGCACCAGCACCCAGCCUGCGCCAGAUGGGGUCUCUGGGCCUUUGGCAGAUACUUCCCUCUCUACCGCUUCUGCCAAGGUGCUUCCAACUCCACAACCUUUGCUGCCAGCCCCCAGUGUGAGCUCCGCCCCACCGCACCCCGCCAAGAUGCCAGGUGGCACCGAGCAGCAAACAGAAGGGACUUCUGUCACCUUUUCUCCCCUCAAGUCACCUCCACAGCUGGAGCGAGAGAUGGCCUCUCCACCCGAGUGCAGCGAGAUGCCCCUCGACCUCUCCUCCAAGUCCAACCGCCAGAAGCUUCCAUUGCCGAACCAACGCAAGACACCCCCCAUGCCUGUGUUGACCCCUGUGCACACCAGCAGCAAGGCCCUCCUCUCCACAGUCCUAUCUAGGUCUCAGCGCACAACCCAGGCUGCCAGCAGCAAUGUCACCUCAUGCCUGGGCUCCACUUCCUCUCCCUUUGUCAUCUUUCCUGAGAUUGUGAGAAAUGGGGACCCAAGCACCUGGGUGAAGAACUCAACUGCGUUGAUCAGCACCAUUCCUGGCACCUACGUGGGAGUGGCCAACCCAGUGCCUGCCUCCCUGCUGCUGAACAAAGACCCCAACCUGGGCCUCACCCGAGACCCCCGCCACCUCCCCAAGCAGGAGCCCAUCUCCAUCAUCGAUCAAGGAGAGCCUAAGAGCACCGGUGCCCCCUGUGGCAAAAAGGGCAGCCAGGCUGGGACUGAGGGACAGCCAAGCACAGUCAAACGUUACACUCCAGCCCGCAUCGCCCCUGGGCUGCCUGGAUGCCAAACCAAGGAGCUCUCUCUGUGGAAGCCCACAGGGCCAGCAAAUAUUUACCCACGGUGUUCAGUCAACGGGAAACCCACCAGCACCCAGGUCCUGCCUGUUGGCUGGUCACCAUACCACCAAGCGUCUCUGCUUUCCAUUGGCAUUUCCAGUGCGGGGCAGCUGACCCCCAGUCAGGGGGUGCCCAUCAAGCCCACCAGCGUUGUUUCUGAGUUUUCUGGUGUGCCCUCUCUUGGCCCCAGUGAAGCUGUGCAUGGACUUCCUGAGGGGCAACCACGGCCUGGGGGCCCCUUUGCUCCAGAGCAGGACACUGGCACAAAGAAUAAAACUUGCCGGAUUGCUGCCAAGCCUUACGAAGAACAAGUCAACCCUGUCCUCCUGACUCUCAGCCCUCAGACAGGGACCCUGGCGCUGUCAGUUCAGCCUAGCGGUGGGGACAUCAGAGUGAAUCAGGGGCCUGAGGAAUCAGAGAGCCACCUCUGCCCUGAUGGCACUCCUAAGAUGGAAGGCCCCCAGGGGGCCUGUGGUCUGAAGCUGGCAGGAGACACAAAGCCUAAGAACCAAGUGCUGGCCACCUACAUGUCCCAUGAGCUGGUCCUGGCCACCCCCCAGAACCUGCGCAAGAUGCCCGAGCUGCCUUUGCUACCUCAUGACAGCCGCCCCAAGGAACUUAUCUUGGAUGUGGUCCCGAGCGGCAAGAGGGGCUCCAGCACAGAGCUUUCACAGCUUGGAAGCCAGGUGGACCUGGGGCGGGUGAAAAUGGAGAAGGUGGACGGUGAUGUGGUCUUCAAUUUAGCCACCUGCUUCCGGGCCGAUGGCCUCCCAGCAGCUCCCCAGCGGGGCCAAGCUGAAGUUCGGAGUAAGGCCGGGCAGGCUCGAGUGAAACAGGAAAGCAUAGGCGUCUUUGCUUGCAAGAACAAGUGGCAGCCAGACUCGGUGGUGACCGAUGGGGUGACUGAAUCUCUGCCACCCAAGAAAAUGAAGUGUAGCAAAGAAAAGGAUGGUGAGGAGCCACAGCCACAAGCCAAGGCCAUAGUCCGGAGUUCUCACGGACCCAAGUGCCGGAAGCCGCCUAGUGACCCCCAGGAACCUACCAAGAAAAGCCCCAGGGGGGCUCCAGAUUCAGGAAAAGAGCACAAUGGAGUCAGGGUAAAGCACAAGCACCGGAAGCCAACAAAGCCGGAGUCCCAGUCUCCAGGAAAACGAGCUGAUGGCCACGAGGAAGGUUCCUUGGAGAAGAAAGCAAAGAGCAGUUUCCGUGACUUCAUCCCUGUGGUCCUGAGCACGCGGACACGCAGUCAGUCUGGAAGCAUCUGUAGCUCCUUUGCUGGUAUGGCAGACAGUGACAUGGGAAGCCAGGAAGUCUUCCCCACAGAGGAGGAAGAGGAGGUGACCCCCACCCCGGCUAAGCGUCGAAAGGUGAGAAAGACCCAACGGGACACCCAGUAUCGCAGCCACCAUGCCCAGGACAAGACUCUGCUGAACCAGGGCCGCAGGCAUCUGUGGCGAGCCCGAGAAAUGCCCUGGAGGACAGAGGCUGCCCGGCAAAUGUGGGACACUAAUGAGGAGGAGGAGGAAGAAGAGGAGGAGGGCCUGGUGAAGAGGAAGAAACGGAGACGGCAGAAGAGCCGCAAAUAUCAGACUGGGGAGUACCUGACCGAGCAGGAAGAGGAGCAGCGGCGGAAAGGGAGAGCAGAUUUAAAGGCGCGUAAGCAGAAGACUUCCUCCCAAAGUUCGGAGCACCGCCUGAGGAACAGGAACCUUCUCUUGCCCAACAAAGCCCAGGGGAUCUCGGAUUCACCAAAUGGUUUCCUCCCAAAUAACCUGGAGGAGCCAGCCUGCCUUGAAAAUUCAGAAAAGCCAUCAGGAAAACGAAAGUGCAAGACCAAGCACAUGGCGAACGUCUCAGAAGAGGCAAAGGGCAAAGGUCGUUGGAGCCAGCAGAAGACACGAUCUCCCAAAUCUCCCACCCCAGUGAAACCCACGGAACCAGGCACACCCUCUAAGUCCCGAAGUGCUGGCCCAGAGGAGACCUCAGAGUCACCUACAGCCCGGCAGAUCCCCCCAGAGGCACGUCGGCUCAUAGUGAACAAAAAUGCUGGGGAGACACUCCUGCAGCGGGCAGCACGUCUGGGCUAUAAGGACGUUGUUCUCUACUGCCUCCAGAAAGACAGUGAAGAUGUGAAUCACCGGGACAAUGCUGGCUACACAGCCCUGCAUGAGGCCUGCUCCCGGGGCUGGACCGACAUCCUGAACAUCCUGCUGGAGCACGGGGCCAACGUGAACUGCAGCGCGCAGGAUGGCACGAGGCCGGUUCAUGAUGCAGUGGUCAACGACAACCUGGAGACCAUCUGGCUCUUGCUGUCCUAUGGGGCGGACCCCACACUGGCCACCUACUCUGGGCAGACUGCCAUGAAGCUGGCCAGCAGCGACACCAUGAAGCGCUUUCUCAGUGAUCACCUCUCGGAUCUUCAGGGCCGGGCAGAGGGUGAUCCUGGUGUAUCCUGGGACUUUUACAGCAGUUCUGUGUUGGAGGAAAAGGACGGGUUUGCCUGUGACCUCCUCCAUAAUCCUCCUGGGAGCUCUGAUCAAGAAGGAGAUGAUGUGGAAGAGGAUGAUUUUAUGUUUGAGCUCUCAGACAAGCCUCUUCUCCCUUGCUACAACCUCCAAGUAUCAGUGUCCCGCGGGCCCUGCAACUGGUUUCUCUUUACCGAUGUCCUGAAGAGGCUGAAGCUUUCCUCAAGGAUCUUUCAGGCUCGGUUCCCGCACUUUGAAAUUGCCACCUUGCCCAAGGCCGAGUUCCACCGGCAGGUGGCCUCCAGUCAGCUGCUGACCCCUGCCGAGAGGCCUGGAGGCCUGGACGCCAGAUCUGCCCCAGGCUCCUCUGAGACUGUGGAGCUGGUGCGGUACGAGCCUGAGCUACUCCGGCUCCUAGGGUCCCAGGUGGAGUUCCAGCCUUGGAACAGUUGACCGGGAAAACAGCCCCUCCCUUUUCUUCUUUCUCCUCCCAAGUUCGCCCUUCCCCCACCUCCCAUGUCUCCCCCACCGAGCACCAGACUGCAGAAUGAGGCAAUAAUACGGACCAACAAGAAGCCGCCUUAUCAAUGCCAGCAUUAGUGACUGGAUUUUUUUUUUUUUUUGGUUACAAUUAGUUCUCAUCUCCCUGUCAUCGUCAUUGUUGUCGUGGUUGGUGAUGGGGGUGGAAAGUUGAACUCCACGUCUGAGGACAAGAGGUCCCAGGGGUGGUGGGAGGUGGUGCCAGGGUCCCUUGGACUGGCCUCCUUGGGUAUGACCAAGACCAAACCUGGGCCCUGGGUGGCUGCGGCCUGUCUGGAGGAGAAGUGAGAAAAGCCCAAAUCUCUGAGCGCCCCCUCCGUUCCCCUGUGUUCUUCUGUCUUCCAUAGUAUUUAUUUUAUUAGUAUUUAAUUUGUAUUGUUUCAUUGGUUUCUGAUAAGUCUGUAUCACUGUGAUGAUUUGAGACAGCUUGUUGUAUUGAGGGACUUUCUUCACCUCCUUUCUUUGUCUUUCUUGAUAAGCUCUGGAGCUGCUCCCUCCCUCUGACAAAGUACUUCCAGGGUUGUUUUCCCCCACUGGGGAGGGGGUGGGGAGGAGUGGGGGCCAUUGACUUGUGACUAAUGAAGCUGGCUGGUGCUGGCCCAGGGCUGGGGGGUUGGGGGUAAAUCCCGAGGCUUUGGUGCUCUCCCCCCCCCAGUUUUUUCUCAUCCAUGGCACCCCUCCCUUUGCAGCAGCCCUGCUAUCUUGAGAUUAGUGUUUACUGGGGAGGGGAGGAUUGUGGGAGUGAGGGGUCAAUUAAUUACUCUAAUAGAGGAGAGUGGAGAACGGGCCUGAAGGACAAGGCUGCCCCUCCGCACACUUUCCUCCCCGCUCCCCUGAGUGCACAGUAUGAGUUUGUUCCCGCAGCUUCCCCCUGCACCCCAGCCCCCCCAGCCCCUUCUGGCCUCACCCUCUCUGGAUACUGAGCCUCUCAGCUCCCAGCCCUCGUCCCCCAGCUCGCCCCUUGCCAGAAUCGCAGCACCCCUUUCCUCUCUCUUCUCUCUCUCCUCCGUCCUCCCUCCGCCCCUUUCUCCUCUAGAAUCUGCAGUGGGCUCUGGGAUCGACUGCCAGAUGUGAAAUCCAGGCCUCAGCCCGUUUCCUAGGCGAGGGCAGGAGACUGGUCUUCGGCUGGGCUCCAGUCCUGCCUGGGGACCUGGGGCCGAGUGCGUGGCCACGCCAGGCCUCUCUCCGGGCCUCCAGCGCUGGGCUUGUUCAGGGAGAGAGAGGGACAGAGGGCGGAGCUCGGGCUGCUUCCCCGACCCCGCCCCCCGCCACCCGUGGUGUUGUCUUUCCCACUCUUGUUCUUAUUUUUCUACCAAUUGCUAUUUUUCCGAACAAUCCUUGUAGAGAGUAUGUGCCAUCCACAGGCAGGAGGGCCUCGCUGUGGCCGGCUCUGGUUGGAGAUGGUACAGUUUUAUUGUACAGGUGCUAAAACAACAACAACAAAAGAAGAAAAUGGAAAAAAAAAAGACAAAAAAAAAGGCAAAAAAAAAAAAAGCCAGUUUGAGGAUGGGACAAUCUGUUCUCUGGAGACUCCUGACCCGUGCGGGAGCAUUGGUGGUUAUUUUCUUUGUAUUGUGUUUGUUCUUUGUUCCCAGGGGGGAAGUUCUAGGCCCCCUUCUGUAGGACUGCUCCCCACCCCCACCAUACUGCCCAGUUGGUUUUGAACAGUUGUUCUCCCUUUUUAAAAAAAAAAAAAAAAUAUAUAUAUAUAUAUAUAUAAAGUUGAGGGGUUUUGGGUUUUAAUUUUUUGGUUUUGUUGGGGUUCAUAGUAUUGUGUGGUUUAUUUUAUGUUUACUUUUUUGCAUUUGGGUGUGUAUUCUGGCUGCCCUUUAUGUUUCAUUUUAAGCAACUGGCUGUGGAGUCAAAAACACUUGCAUACUGAAAAA